AUGGGUCUCUGUCGUCUGAGUUCGAUCCUCGAGAAACUAACACUCAAUCCUCCUAAUAUCAAUCUAUCUAUCUAUUUAUCUAUCUGUCUGUCUAUCUAUCUAUCUAUAUAUUUAGUAAUAUCUAAGGUAAUAUCUAUCGAUCGAUUAAUCUAUCUAUCUAUCUUCUAUCUAUCUGACUGUCUGUCUGUCAAUCUAUCUAUAGAAGGUAAUAUAAUAUAUCUAUCUAACGAAGGUAAUAUCUAUCUCUCUAAAAUAAUAUCUAUAUAUCUAUGGAAUAUCUAUGUAUCUAAGUAUGGUAAUAUCUAUUUAUCUCUCUGUCUAAGUAAGAUAAUGUCGAUAUAUCUAUCUAUCUGUCCUAAUAUCUAUAAAAUUAAGGUAAUAUCUGAUAAAGUCACAUCUAUCUAUCUGUCUAUCCAUCUAUCUAUCCAUCUAUGUAUCUAUCUCUCUGCUGAAGUCUUAUCUAUCUAUUUGUCUAUCUAUCUAUCUAUCUAUCUAUCUAUCUAUCUAUCUAUCUAA
Messenger RNA from Acanthosepion pharaonis, 516 nucleotides. The record is from the annotation of a GenBank genome assembly. NCBI's taxonomy places the organism in Eukaryota, Metazoa, Mollusca, Cephalopoda, Sepiida, Sepiidae.